AUGUCUUCAUCGCAAGACUGCAGCGACCGCAACGGCGGGAGUUCAAAGCCGUUUGCUCUUUCCUCCAGCUCAAACGCACCUGCGACGAAGACUGCUUUCAAUCUCCAAUCUCGUGGCCGCCCCUCUGGUCCUCCCAGCAAAGGCCGCUCCCUGCCCCGCCGUCCGCAUCAGCUUGGCCAUGAAGAUGAUUCCUCUGACGAAGAAAAAGCUCCCGUACAUGAGAAAAUCGCGGGCUUCGAUACCAUUACCGGUGCCCAGAUCUCUGCUGACGGUCAAGCUGUUAGCGACGUGAAUCAACCGCUCGUGAUUCCAGUUACAAGCAAGAAUAAUUGGCGCGAUCGUGCGGGUACCAAUGCGAAAAAGGGCAGGAAAAACCUGCUGCCUCGAGAGGUGCAGGCCAUGCAAGAAGCGCAAAAGAAUGGACAGGCUCCCGCAGGAGGUGCGGUCGAGACUGAGGGCCCAAGCAUGGCUUAUGGUCUUAGUUUUGCCCAGAGAUAUCCAGAGCGGGGUGGAAAGGGUAUCAUUGCCGACGAGGACCAACCAAUGAUGGAUGUGCAGCCACCACGCAGUGAAGUUCAGAAACCUCUGACGGAAGACGAGAUCGCUAUGCAGGCUUUACUACGAGAGUCCGCGGGCGAAGUGGAGCGGCGGACGGACCUUGUGAUUGAAUCUUCCAAGCCCUACGAGGAGGAGGACGAACCAUUUGAGCGACAAGACGACACGAGUUCUUUCAGAACAGACGUGGCCUCCCGCCCUGAGCCUGCUACUCUAGAUCAAUACAAUGCCAUUCCUGUCGAAGAGUUUGGCGCCGCGCUUUUGAGAGGAAUGGGUUGGAAGGAUGGCCAGUCUAUUGGAAGGGGCAAUUACAGCUCCCCUGCCGCCGCGGAUAAAGCAGAUAAGGCUCGUGUACCGACGCGACGUCCGGGAUUCUUGGGCAUCGGCGCUAAGGAUUCCGGAAAGGGCGCUGAAGCGGAGCUUGGUGCGUGGGGAAAGUCGGCCAUGCGCAAGGCAUCAAGGAAACAAGGCGAGGAGAAUGCGAAUGGCAGCACCGAGGGCGUCUAUAUGCCCGUGAUGAUGCGGAACAAGAACACUGGCGAAUACAUCACCGAGGAGGAACUCGCAGACCUGAAGAAACGGUCUUCCAAGCCUCAAACUGAUAAGGACGACUGGCGUGAGAGACGGGAUCGCAAUUUAGAGAAGAGCGGACGUGACAGGGACCGAGAUCGAGAAUACCGCAAGCGUGACUACGACAAUGACCGAUCUGAUAAAAGGAAUGGUGCUUCGCGCCGUGACCGAAGUUCGUCUGCUGGCCGCUAUUCAUCCAGGCGUUCUAAAUACCACGAUGACGAUGAUCGCCGGAAAGAUGAUCGCUCUCAUCGUGAUCGAGAUCGCGAGCGGGAGCGCGACAGCGAUCGUCGUCGAGGCCGUGAUGAUGAUAAAGACUACCGCAAGGAUCAUGAACGAGACCGCAAGUACCGAGAUGAUCGACAUAGCAGCUCACGACACUCGUCCCAUUCAUCCCGACAGGAGCGGGACCGCGAUUCUCGCCGAGACCGGCGAGACGAUUAG
Molecule: messenger RNA, 1569 nt
Organism: Penicillium canariense
Lineage: Eukaryota; Fungi; Ascomycota; Eurotiomycetes; Eurotiales; Aspergillaceae
Gene: spp2
Product: spliceosome ATPase-activating subunit SPP2
Exons: 1
Coding region: 1-1569 (522 amino acids)
Biological process (GO): mRNA splicing, via spliceosome
Cellular component (GO): spliceosomal complex
Molecular function (GO): nucleic acid binding
Source: RefSeq, a predicted model, not a curated record